AUGGCUAACACGUCUGGACCUUUGACUGUUGUUGAGAUGCAAGCCAUCAGACUGGCUAUCACAGAGGAGAGAAUCUUUAAGAUGUUCCUGGUGCUGUCCACCCAUGCUGUCUUCAUCUACAUCAACAUAGUGAUGCUGUUCACACUCAGGACCAAGGCCACUUUCCGGGAGACGUCCCGGUACAUCCUCUUUGCCCACAUGCUCCUCAAUGACACCAUUCACCUGGUAGUCGGCCUGGUCCUUUAUGUGCUCGGGGCAUUCUACUUGGUGAUAGUGCGGGCCAUCUGCGCCUUUAUCGUACUGAUGUCUGCUUCCACCUUCAUCAACGCGCCUCUCAACCUGGCAGUCAUGUCUCUGGAGAGGUACACGGCCAUCUGCUUCCCUUUGCGGCACAGCGAGCUGGCCACGCCCAUGCGCACUCGAGUGGCUGUGGUGGUGGUCUGGGCGCUUGGCGUCUUCAAUGUGCUAACCGAUGUGUUUGCUCUCUUCCUCCUCGCAGAGCCGUCAUUCUACUUGUCACAUACAGUCUGCACUAUCGAGCAGCUGCUGGUGGCUCCCUGGCAGCGGGGCAAAGGGGUGGCCCUCAACACCCUCCUCUUUGUGGCGGUGAUGGCUGUGCUACUCUACACCUACGUGGCCAUCCUGAAGCAGGCACGGGCUGCCUCGACUGACCACUCAUCGGCGCAGAAAGCCCUGCGCACUGUGCUGCUACAUGCGCUGCAGCUAGGCCUGUCACUCAUGUCUUUCCUUUAUGUGCAGCUGGAGUUCCUGCUGGGCAGCCUCCCGCUGCCUGUCUACACGCAGCUACGCUUCCUCAACUUCUUUAUGGUCCUCAUCCUGCCACGCUGCCUCAGCUCCCUCAUCUACGGCCUAAGGGAUGAGACCUUUAGGCCCCUGUUCAGACAAUAUGUUCUGUUCUGUAGUGCAAAGAAGCUUGAACCUCUAUAG
Messenger RNA from Colossoma macropomum (tambaqui), 948 nucleotides. Its product is annotated as odorant receptor 131-2-like. The record is from RefSeq and is a predicted model, not a curated record. NCBI's taxonomy places the organism in Eukaryota, Metazoa, Chordata, Actinopteri, Characiformes, Serrasalmidae. Gene Ontology annotation, cellular component: membrane. Gene Ontology annotation, molecular function: G protein-coupled receptor activity. The coding region runs from base 1 to 948 and encodes 315 amino acids. Gene Ontology annotation, biological process: G protein-coupled receptor signaling pathway. The transcript has a single exon.